Molecule: messenger RNA, 2466 nt
Organism: Diversispora eburnea
Lineage: Eukaryota; Fungi; Glomeromycota; Glomeromycetes; Diversisporales; Diversisporaceae
Source: the annotation of a GenBank genome assembly
GAACGUGAUCAAUAUUUGCAAAUGCUUGCUUCACAUGCUGGUUACUCAAGCAAUACACCUACACCCACCAAAGAAAAUAAGCACAAGAGCAGGAAAUGGGCUUUUGAAGAUAUUAAAGAAGUUCAUAAAAGAAAAUUUUUGUUUCGUGAUGUCGCACUCGAAAUAUUCUUUGCCGAUGGACGAAAUUAUUUGAUCACCUUUUUCCUAAAAGAGCGUGAUAUUGCCUACAAUAAACUUGUAGCAAGAGCAACUUUUUCAAUUUCAGGAUCUGAAUCUGUCAUUGGCACUUCUAAUACUCUUGAUUCUAAGGCUCCGGCUCCACUAACAAUUGGUCCUUCAACUGGAUUAAGAUUUAAUUUACCGAGUUUUUUUGCAAAUUCUUCCUUGGUAGAAUUAACUAUGAGAUGGGAAAAACGUGAAAUUUCUAAUUUUCAAUAUUUGAUGCAUUUAAAUACACUUGCUGGUCGAUCAUAUAAUGACCUCACACAAUAUCCCGUUUUCCCUUGGAUCUUAGCCGAUUACACAAGCGAGGAAGUGAAUUUAUCAACACCAAUGGGGGCACAAACUCCAGAACGGAAAAAUGAAUUUCGAAUCCGGUAUAGGUCCUUUGACCCAACAGCAAACGCAACGACACCUGCAUUUCAUUAUGGAACACAUUAUUCAUCUGCAAUGAUUGUUUGCUCAUAUUUAAUACGUCUAGAGCCUUUUACUCAACAAUAUCUAAAACUUCAGGGCGGUCAUUUUGAUCAUGCUGACCGUUUAUUUCACUCGAUUAACAAAGCGUGGUUGUCUGCUACUCGAGAUAAUAUGAGUGAUGUUAAAGAAUUGAUACCUGAAUUUUUUUAUUUGCCGGAAUUUCUAGAAAAUACCAACAAAUUUAAUUUUGGUGUAAAGCAAGGAACUGGUGAAGUAAUUGAUUCGGUAAUUUUACCACCAUGGGCCAACGGUGAUCCAAAAAUUUUUAUUAAUAAACAUCGUCAGGCUUUGGAAUCAGAUUAUGUUAGUGCGCAUCUUAAUGAAUGGAUAGAUUUAAUUUUUGGUUAUAAACAACAAGGACCUGCAGCAGUGGAAGCUGUAAAUGUUUUUCAUCAUCUCUCUUAUGAGGGUGCAAUAGAUUUGGAUGCUAUAACUGAUCCAGUUGAACGUUCAGCGACGACUGGAAUUAUUUAUAAUUUCGGUCAAACACCACGUCAAUUAUUUUCUAAACCUCAUCCACCAAGAUCAGUCGAAAUAUCAGAAUCCAAUAAUUUCAAAUUCCAUGAAAACUUAGAAUGUUUAUUGCAAUCCAUGCAACCUAUGUUAGAUAUUCGAUUGCAAGUUCAUGAUAUUCAUUUAACGAAUGAUCGUUUGUUGGCUGUUUCUACACAAAAAAUUUUGGUUCCUCCAAAUUAUACAUAUUACGUGGAAUGGGGUUAUUCUGACAAUAGUCUUCGACUUCAUCAUUCAGACACUAGAAAGUUGGUUGGUUUAUAUGAAAAUCUUCAUUUACAAACCGUAAGUUGUGCAUGCUUUGCUGACGGUCGAGCUUUUAUUACUGGAGGAACAGAUGCCGUCAUUUGCAUUUGGCGAUUAAAAUGGAAAACAAAAUCUCCGGAAUUUCGUUUUAUGGAAUGCCUGCGAGGACACUCUUCUAAAAUUAAUUGUGUAGCUGUAUCAAGAUCAUAUAGCAUCAUAGUCAGUGGUUCAGAUGACACAACAUGUAUAGUAUGGGAUUUGAACAGAAUGAAAUAUGUAAGACAAUUACAGGGUCAUGAAACUGGUGUUAAGUUUGUCGCGAUAAAUGAUAUUACAGGUGAUAUCGCAACAUGCAGUGGAUCAGUAAUUCGAAUAUGGAGCGUUAACGGGGAUCUUAUUGUAACAAAGAAUACUGCUCAGGGUUCAGAUCCUGUACUUUGUUGUCUCUUUUAUGAGGGUAGACAAAAUGAAUGGUUUGAAAAAGAUAUUAUUCUAACAGGACACAAGAAGGUUAAAUGGGAUCUUGAAUUGCGCCAUCAAUUGAAACACGAAAAUAGGCUUAGUUCUACAUUUACGGCAGAUAUAGUUUCUAUUCAUAUUUCUGGAGUUCAGAAAGUUAUUUAUAGUGGUGAUUCGACGGGUAAAAUUUGGUCGUGGGUUUUACCUGAUAUUAAAAUAGAAACUCAUUGGAUGCCAGAUGGACAAUCAGAUGUCUGUUUGAAAUGUGGUGUAAAAUUCGCUGUAUUGGAGCGAAAAAUUCAUUGUAAAACUUGUGGUGGAAUUUUUUGUUCUAGUUGUACACAAACUGGAUUAGAUAGAAGUUCAAGAUAUUGCGAAUAUUGUUGGGGAAAAAUAGAAGCAUCCCAAUAUCCAAUAUUAGAAAAUGAACUUUUUACAUGGGUUAAAUCCUUGCAAACUCAGCAAAAAGUUGUUACACAUUAUAUGAUUUGUAAAAGAUGGUUGGCAGAAUUUAUGUGUCAUCAUAAACUUAGUAAUCAUCACCAUACAACA